AUGUUCAAAUAUUUCAGGCAAACAUGUGCAUUGCUUAAGAGGAUCGAUAAAAGGACACAAAUACUUUCUAUAGGAGCUGCUAAUCUCAUAAUUUUAACCAUUUUAAUGAUCUCUGGAACUCUCAUUGUCGAUACACAAUUCGAAGCUAGGUAUAAUCGUUGCAUUUCGAUAGGCAAGAGGGAGCAAACACUGCAAGAAGAGCAUAAUCAAUUGAUGCUUUUUUUAUCUAAAACAGACUCUCCUGAAAAUUUGGACAAUUCUGUUCCCAUUCCCAAAAUUGAUUUAUAA
This is a messenger RNA of Babesia microti strain RI, 288 nucleotides long. RefSeq lists its product as hypothetical. Bases 1 to 288 code for a protein of 95 amino acids. The transcript has a single exon. NCBI's taxonomy places the organism in Eukaryota, Apicomplexa, Aconoidasida, Piroplasmida, Babesiidae. The record is from RefSeq and is a predicted model, not a curated record.